AUGAUAUUACAGGGCAAAGUGGAGAUGGAAAUGAUUUUGGUACCUAUUGCAGAAGCCGAGGAUAAACCCGUGGGAAAAGGUUGGGAUUCGCCUGAUCCCCUUCCGCCACCAGACCGACCUGACACCUCAUUUUCCUGGUUUCGUAAUCCUUGGAAAGCAUUCUACUUCGUGGUCUGCCGCUACUACAAAUGGAAAAUGAUUUGCUGCUGCUCAACGUUCCUGUUCAUUUUGUUGUUUUGCUGCGCCCUUUAUGCGUUCCCCGGUUACCUUGUUAAGAGAAUAUUGGGUGCUUAA
Molecule: messenger RNA, 294 nt
Organism: Cotesia congregata
Lineage: Eukaryota; Metazoa; Arthropoda; Insecta; Hymenoptera; Braconidae
Source: the annotation of a GenBank genome assembly